GACUACGACUCCCAGAAGGCCGCGCGGAGGCGGAGCACGCGCGAUAGAAGGCUUCCGGCUGCUGCUGGUGGAGCCGCGCGCGCGGAAGGGGAGAAGCCGGGUGCUUAGUGACCAUGACGAAAUUAGCCCAAUGGCUUUGGGGACUAGCGCUCCUGGGCUCCACCUGGGCGGCCCUGACCAUGGGAGCUCUGGGUCUGGAGCUGCCCUCGGCAUACCGGGAGGUCCUGUGGCCACUGCCCGCCUACUUGCUGGUGUCGGCCGGCUGCUAUGCCCUGGGCACUGUGGGCUAUCGCGUGGCCACUUUCCACGACUGCGAGGACGCCGCCCGCGAGCUGCAGAGCCAGAUUCUGGAGGCGCGAGCCGACUUAACCCGCAGGGGGAUGCGCUUCUGACGCCUUAACCCCAUCCCGCCCCCAGCCGACGGGACCGCUCUCCCAGCCUCAUUAAAGAGCGAGUUUAUUUUCUAACUUUGCUUACUUUGAGUUUGGAGAUGGGAACUGAGGUUUUCUGUGCCGGUGUCAAGAAGAACCACUGUCCUGAGGCCACCACCUGUCUUUGCUUGCUGCCGGUGUUCCUCGUUUGUGCUCCAAAGGAGGCAAAGAUUCCACUCAAGAUCUCCCAGGCUGCACCUGUGAUCUCAUUGCUCUGAAACCUAACUUUCAUUCUUCACAAUAUACAAGCCCUGCUCUUUUUAA
Condylura cristata (star-nosed mole) is the source of this 695-nucleotide messenger RNA. It is a transcript of the gene DPM3, whose product is annotated as dolichyl-phosphate mannosyltransferase polypeptide 3. The record is from RefSeq and is a predicted model, not a curated record. The transcript has 2 exons. NCBI's taxonomy places the organism in Eukaryota, Metazoa, Chordata, Mammalia, Eulipotyphla, Talpidae. Gene Ontology annotation, biological process: GPI anchor biosynthetic process. Gene Ontology annotation, cellular component: dolichol-phosphate-mannose synthase complex; endoplasmic reticulum membrane. The coding region runs from base 114 to 392 and encodes 92 amino acids.